UGAAGUUGGAGACAUGCCGUUGACCCUGUUGCAGGACUGGUGUAGGGGGGAGCAUCUGAACACCCAGAGAUCCAUGCUGAUCCUGGGAAUCCCCGAGGACUGUAGUGAGGAUGAGUUUGACGAGACUCUCCAGGAGGCUCUCAGGCACUUGGGAAGAUACAGGAUCAUCGGCAGGAUGUUUAGGAGGGAGGAGAAUGCACAGGCCUUUCUGCUGGAGCUUGCAGAAGAUUUCGACUAUGCCUUGGUCCCCAGGGAAAUACCAGGAAAGGGGGGGCCCUGGGAAGUGGUUGUCAAACCCCGCAACUCAGAUGGCGAAUUUCUCAAUAGACUGAACAGCUUCUUAGAGGAGGAGAGGAGAACAGUGUCAGACAUGAACAGAGUCCUCGGAUCCUACACUAAUUGUUCUGCUCCCAGACUGGCUAUUUCCCCAGAGUUCUGGACUUGGGCCCAGACCCUCGGGGCAAUGGUGCAGCCUCUGCUAGAACAAAUUUUGUACCGAGAACUCAGGGUGUUUUCUGGGAACAGCAUAUCCAUCCCAGGGGUGCUGUCCUUUGAAGCCUGGCUUGAGCACACUACUGAGAUGUUACAGAUGUGGCAGGUGCCUGAGGUGGAAAAGAGGCGUAGGCUGAUGGAAUGCUUGCGGGGUCCAGCUCUGCAGGUGGUCAGUGUGCUUAGAGCCAACAAUGCUGCCAUCACUGUGAAGGAAUGCCUGGAUGCCCUGCAGCAGGUGUUUGGACCUGUAGAAAGCAGAAAAAUCACCCAGGUGAAAUUUUGUAAAGCCUAUCAGGAGCCAGGAGAGAAAGUCUCUAGCUUUGUGGUUCGUUUGGAACCCCUGCUCCAAAAAGCUAUAGAGAAAAAUGCAGUAUCACGAAGGAAUGUGAAUCAAACUCGCCUGAAACGAAUCUUAGGUGGGGCCACCCUUACUGAAAAACUUCGGGACAAGCUUAAGCUGAUGAAACAGAGAAGGAAGCCACCUGGUUUCCUGGCCCUGGUGAAGCUACUUCGUGAGGAGGAGGAGUGGGAGGCCACAAUGAUAGGCCCAGAGAGGGAGUGCUUGAAGGGACUGGAAUUAGGCCCAAGGCCAUCUACCAUCAGUGGUGACAGGGCACCGCUUGUCCCUGCCUGUGACAACAUGGUUGAGACCAGGCCUACCCAAGGCUCUCGAAGACGACGCCGGAGGGGCAGAGGUCAGCACAGGAGGGGAGGUAUGCUGAGGUCUGGCUCUCGAGGUACAGGAAGACAGAAACACCACACAUUCUGCUAUAGUUGUGGGGAAGAGGGCCACAUCAGGGUACAGUGCUUCAAUCCCUCCAACCUGCCCUUGGUGAAGCAGAAGAAGCAAGCUGCAAUUGGGUUGGGAAACGGGAGCCGGGCUUGGGACAAGAGCCAUCCCAAGCCCAAGGCCAAGUAGGCUCUGGAGAACAU
Messenger RNA from Castor canadensis (American beaver), 1425 nucleotides. Lineage: Eukaryota; Metazoa; Chordata; Mammalia; Rodentia; Castoridae. The record is from RefSeq and is a predicted model, not a curated record.